CAUCUUUCCCGUACGAAAUCCGUAUCGUCGGCCUUGAGCGACAAGACUGCCGCCGAAAAGGAGCCGCCUGCCACAUCAUCCAAACCACACCGAAGAUCACGAUCAAAUAGUAGUCCAGCACGCCCACCGUCCUCAGGACAGGAAACCCCCGCACCGAAGCGAGAAACUGAGAAUAUUGUCGCAAAGCCUGAGGAGAAGGAAAAGCCACUACCACCAUCACUGCCGGAGAAAACUGCCGAACCGAAACUACCGGCUACCCCAUCUCCAGCAUCGCAGAGGACUGCUCCGAAACCAGUCGGCGGACGGCGAAAUUCAUGGAUCUCUAGUCUGAGCUCAAAGUUCUCUUCUGGGUCAACCCCACCAUCUCAGUCAAGUCUCAAGGGUUCACCGGCGAGCCCCAAAACCACCUCUCCCCUCGAUGCGCACAAUCCAUUCGGGGCGGCAUACUCGCCAAAGGACAAGGAGGAGGAGAAGAAGGACGAACAAAGUCCCUUCACUUCAUCGUCACCCAAAGGCCCCUCGUUCCUUCACAAUGCUUUGCGCAAGUUUUCAUCUAACUCGGGUGGACUGCCCAAGUUGCCACCCAACGGGACGUGGAGAUUGCGGGUAUCUCUCAUCGAGACACCGAUGAAGAUGCUCCCCCCCACUAACCAGCUACGCCAACCCCUCCCCGAGUCGCACCGCCAAAAAACUAAAAGGGCCGAGGCGGCCAAGGAGCAAGGUAAACAGGAAGCUGAAGCACCAAAAGAGCCCCAACCCGCAGCAGUCGAGAAAGAUACCCCGGCUCCGACUCAGGCCCCGGCUCCGACUCAGGCCCCGGCUCCGACUCUGGCCCCGGCUCAGGAUUCUGCAUCUGCUCUGGGCACAUCGCCUUCGCCAUCGCCACCUACCGAAGCAAGCAGCCCACCAAAUGCCGAGCCCGCCCCCUCUGAGCCCAACAAUUCUAGCGCAACACCCGCUACAGAUGCGAAGCCCAACGGCGAGGGCAAAGAUCCGUCAAGGAAAGCAGAGAAGAAGAAACGAUCGGAGGAGGAACGGAAAGAACGGAAAGAACGCAAACGGAGACAGGCCGUUGCAAAUGGCUCAAUACCCUUGCAACUGUCCGCCGACACGGAAGAUGAUGAAACUCGACCACCAGCAAACGCCACAACCCGCCCCAAGACUCAAAGUCAUCCUACAACAGACCCAGUUCGGAUCUACCGCCGAUGCUGUCAACUACGAGAAACGCCGGUUCUCAAAAGAGUGGUUGAUGAGAUUUCCUCUCCUUCGUCGACUCUCGCCGAAUCUCCCGGAACUGUCGCGGCUCUCGAUCUAAGUAAUUUCCCUAUGACAACACAAGAUAUUGCAACAUUCAGUGAUUGGCUCGCGAUUGUUCCCGUCCGAAAACUUCUUCUUGAAAAUUGUUCAUUGAACGAUGAAUCCAUCCGAGCUAUUCUGGCAGCUUUACUUGCCACGAAGACAGUUGAACAAAUGCGUUCUCGGCGAAGACGCGCUAGGAGAGCGGAUUCGCCGCCCGUAAAGGACGAACGAUGGGGUGUUGUGGAGAAACUGUCACUCAAGGGCAAUACCAAGAUCGGCCGCGAGGGAUGGCGCCAUAUUGGCUUGUUUGUUCAUUUGUCCAGAUCCUUGAAGGCAAUCGACAUUUCUGGAAUUCCAUUCCCAAAAUGCCAGGUCCCAUCACCGGAUGGGUCAGCCCAGCCGUUGUCUAAGCCCGAUGUCUGCAAUGUCUUCUCGGACGCUCUUGCCGAACGUUUCAGUGGCGACCAUCUUGAAGAGCUCCUGAUGAGUGAAUGCAAGCCUUCUAGCGAGCAGGUAAAGAGGAUAUGUGAGGCCGCUACGAAAAUGGGGCUGCGCCGACUGGGUCUUGCGAACAACGGCCUAACGAGAGAGAGCCUGGGACAUGUCAUCGAGUAUCUCAAGUUUGGCCAAUGCGAGGGUCUGGACCUGGGAGGAAAUAUCAUUAAGGAUGAUAUCGAUAUUCUCACAGAGGCCAUCGAACCCGAGCUGCCACUCUAUGCGCUCAGUCUUGCGGACUGCUCAUUGAACCCAUCGGUGAUUUGUCCGCUUCUUCAGGCCCUCACCCGGCUUCACAACUUACGCUUCAUCGACUUUUCCCACAACCGGAAUUUGUUCUCGGUCCAACCGAGCUCUAUCGGUGCAUUCCGACGUUUCCUCCCCAAGAUGCCUUCUCUGAAGCGGAUUCAUCUGGCUGAUGUAGCCCUUACUUCGGAUAACGUUAUUGGCCUUGCCGAGAUCCUUCCGGAAUGCCCAAGUCUCUGCCACUUGAAUAUCCUGGAGAAUCCUCAGAUUGUCUCCUUGGCUUCUGGUACAGAUCCCGAGGUCCAAGAGGAAGCAUGCGCAGUGUAUGCUUCGAUGCUCGCCGCUGUCCGCGUGUCGCAGACAAUCAUUGCCGUUGAUAUUGAGAUCCCCACCGCGGAGAAUAACGAAGUUGUGAAGGCUCUGGCGUCCCAGAUUGUUGCUUAUUCUCUGCGGAACCUUGAGGGCGGUGCCAUCGCUGAAGAAUUGUCUGAGACGAUUUCUUCUACUCAAUCCAGAGAUGUUCCGGUGCCAGAGAUCCUGCAACACAUUGUGGGACAUGCGGGCUUCACCGGCACAGAGGAAAUUGUCGGCGGUGACGAGGAAGACGAACCGGCUCCCGAUGAAGACUAUGUCAUUGGUGGUACUGGUGUCGUCAAGGCCCUGGGUGUCUGUCUUGUGGCACGACCACCCCUGAGACGCCGCAAGUCUCGAAGCGUCGUUACCAAGAGACCCCGUGAUAUGUCGAAGAAUCUGUUGGAGUCGGCACGUAACAUUCGCACUCGUAUCCAGUCGGCCCUUGUCCGCGAGGACCGAGCUGGUAACGAUGCUAACUACAGACGCCUUCAAUUCUUGGAUUUCACCUUGCAAAAGAUGAUCCAGCGCUUUGAGGACGAAUAUCCCGAAACCCGUCUCCCUCAAGCAGCACCUACAUCGGUUGCGCCCGACACCGGCUCUCAACACUCGAGCGAAGACGCCAAUGGCCCCGGUGCCCUCAGUAGCAAUCUGACCAGCAGCAUGAUCGAAAAUGAAAAUGCUGUCGACGAUGAGGAAACCGACCAAUACGCCAUCCAUCUAUCUCGCACUAGCUCAAUGACCUCCCUGCACGCUCGCGCCAUGACCUCAGAAGAAGGCCACGUGCAUCGUCUCGGCCAAAAUCUCCGCCGUGACUUCCUCAACCCAUCUCUGGGUGAGGGCGAGGUUGAUGAAGAUGACCAGUCCCACCUCGUCGCUCUCCGGGAGAAGCUGGAGCGUCUUCACGAACAGCAAUCCCAAUCGCCAUUCGACAGCGCCCAGGCCGAAGAAGCCUUUGAGAAACUCGGCAACACGGUCGAUGAGCUCUGGGCAGCCCAACGACAAGAUGCGGAGGGUUUCGAGAAAUUCAAGCAAUCGCAGAUCGCAGCUCAGAUUAAUAGUGGUCUUCGAAUGGCUUUAUCCGGUGCUGGCGAUCGCGCAGCUGACAAGGAGGGUCAGGCCUCUGGAAGCAAGUCACCUUCUUCGUCUUAA
Molecule: messenger RNA, 3543 nt
Organism: Penicillium waksmanii
Lineage: Eukaryota; Fungi; Ascomycota; Eurotiomycetes; Eurotiales; Aspergillaceae
Product: putative cell wall biogenesis protein Mhp1
Exons: 4
Biological process (GO): nucleocytoplasmic transport; activation of GTPase activity
Cellular component (GO): perinuclear region of cytoplasm; nucleus; cytosol
Molecular function (GO): GTPase activator activity; small GTPase binding
Source: RefSeq, a predicted model, not a curated record